This is a messenger RNA of Dromaius novaehollandiae (emu), 8700 nucleotides long. RefSeq names its product protocadherin gamma-C5-like. Bases 6127 to 8625 code for a protein of 832 amino acids. Gene Ontology annotation, molecular function: calcium ion binding. The transcript is spliced from 3 exons. The record is from RefSeq and is a predicted model, not a curated record. Gene Ontology annotation, biological process: homophilic cell-cell adhesion. Lineage: Eukaryota; Metazoa; Chordata; Aves; Casuariiformes; Dromaiidae. Gene Ontology annotation, cellular component: plasma membrane.
CCCUCUAGCGAGGGUUUCCAUGUCGUUCUUCACUCCGCCCGUCCUCGCGCCUUUGCCCCUCCGCGCCCCUCCGCAGGGCUGCUUGUCCCUUUGCUUUCCUGGUCGUCGUCGCUUCUGUCACAUAGCGGUGGAGUAGCAAGCAGAGGUAGAGGCAGAGCUAAGGGUAUGGCUGCGAUUGCUUCGAAGGUCCCUGUUGCCCACAGACUUUCCUUUUGCAGCGCUGCAGAUGGUGCCGAACUGUCAGGAACGUAAACACAUUUUUAAAGCGUGUUUUCUUCGUGAGUGCCUUGUUCUUUGCAUUUUUUUCCUAAAGCCUCUCAAUCGGUCCCUGAUGUUCUCGCCCUCCUCUCAGAACACGCCCUUUUCAUGGGAUACUAACUCUUUAAAACGGAUGUAAUCAGUACACGGGUAAUGGAAUCGCAAGCAUUUAGCGUUAGCAUUAGCAUUUAGCGUUUAACAUUAGCAUGACCCUAGAUGACCCUCUGGUGUGUCUUCGUCCGUCCGAAGUAGAGUGCGAGCAUUUGUUGGUGAGGAAGACCUUGGUGAGGAGGAAGAGCAUGUUCACAGAGAGACUGUCUGUCCCUUCCUGGCAGAACGAUGUGACCCUUCAUUCCCAGAGAGCAGGAGGUUUCUUUGCUGAUGCAGGCACAGGCUGCCGCCGUGGUGCACGCCAGGGCACAGGUGUCCGUGUUGCAGCCAAAUCUGGCCUUGGCUAAGGAGGGAAACAGGGACUGGGUUGAUUUGACUUUCUUUCCAGGGGCUGAGGACCACCGUCCUCCGGGGGAGGCGCUAGGAAAAGGAGUGAUGCUUGUGGUGUGUUCUGAGCCUGACCAUUGCUCUUGCCUCAGUGGUGGGGAAACGAGGCAAGAAGAGCCUUUGUGUGGAAAAUGACUUUCCUCGUUGUGUCUAGGAUCCACAGAGAAGAGCCAUGAGCUGCAGGAGGGAGGACGCUGGCCACAGAGCUAGCGUAGCACUGUGAUCAAUCCUGACUGUAUGACUGCAUGGAAGAGAAGUGAGAGGUUCAGGCAUGGCAUGGUGGGAAGUAGAGCCACCUGGGCCUUUACCUGUUUUGGCCGUGACUUCCACUUCUCAUUGUGUCCCAAUGUUCGGCACGUUAAGUGUUAAUCAGUGGGUAGUGACAGAAGGGUGAGCGUGAUUUAUCAGAAUGCAGUGUGUGUUUUCCAAAGCGGAGGUACUGCCACCUCGUUCAGGAGACCGUUCCUAGAGUGUGUGCCUAAGUAUUGCUGGUUCCCUCCUGGAAUUUCCUGCUUGUCUGGGAGAAUAGUUGCAGCUGCAGAUGGAGCAACACAGGCACCACUUGACCUAGGCAGGGAAUCUCUGUUGUGCUCUUCCCAGGGUACUCCACUGUCUUGAAAGGGGAGAAAAACCACUGUAUGUUCAUAGACGGCAGCCUAUCCUUAGGCCUUGAAAGUAUGGGUGAAGUGUGAGAAAGCAGGCUGGAGUAUGGUUCCCAAUGGUGCGUGGAGCCCUUGAUGUCAGUACAAUGAUGUCAGAAUGCGGUGCAUGUUUUCCAAAUUGGAUGUACUGCCACCUCGUGCUGGAGACCGUUCCUAUAGUGUGUGCCUUAGUAUAGCUGGUUGCCUCCUGGAAUUCCCUGCUUUGGGAGAAGAGUUGCAGCAGAUGGAGUAAGAGGCUGGAGCAGCGAAAUGGCUGCUUGCUGAGUUCCAGGUUGUGAAAUCUGGGUGCAUACAACACAGGCACCACUUGACCUAGGCAGGGAAUCACUGUUGUGCGUGGAGCCCUUGAUGUCAUUACGAGAUGAUAGAAUGCUUUCUUAGUUCUUAGGGGAACUGAAAAACUUUCGUGUCAAGUCGAUAUCACUGUCUCACUGGGCCUCAGAGGUCAGAGGCAAUGCAGUUCAAUGAACGCUGCCCCAGCCUAGAACUGUGCUCUAUAAAAAUAUAUAUACCUGUUUUUUAUGGAAGAUGUGUGUUUUUCAUCUCUUUAAGCCUUCGUAGAGUAUGAAUCCAGUGAUGGCUGUGCCUGUUCCCAGAGGUGGCCAACACUGAGAAUGAGUAGAAGAAUUGCAGUGCAUCUCUCCCAUUUUCCUCGCACCUCCAACACAUGUGGUUUCUGGGGCCUUUUCUUUAUUGUUUUUCGACUGACGGUCUGGAGUCAUUGAAGUCUUCUGGACAUUUGCCUCUCUGUGGGAAUGCUGUCACGCCGGCAUCCUCUGCAUGUCUCCAGCUUUAUGGUGUUGCUGUGACCAAUAAUGUUUGAAUGCAGUGUGUACUCAGGAACCUGAUAGUGCUGGUAGGAUACUUGUUUGGGAUGACAUCAGGGGCAAAAGUGGAAAUGGUGAGAACACGCAGAAUGUUGUAGUGAUCUUGUCAAGAAGGCGAUUACUUUCUCCAUCACGUUCAAUACAGAUAUUGGGACCAGGAGCCCUUAGGUUAUGUCUGCAAUGCGAGACAUCCUGUUAUUCCUCUCAUGAUCCUUAGCUUACAGUACAGGCAGUGCUAUGAGAAUAAUAUGUACGUGAUUAAGCUCUUUUCUGUAGGCAUUGCACUCAAUAAUAUCUUCUUUUAUCCUUUCCAUUCUGCCGUCCACCCCACUCCUGGAAUGUUCUGUGCCUUCUUGCUGCAAAAUAUAUUUUGCUGUCGUUGUGUCAUCAUUAAACGACUCCUUUCUCAAGUUGCUGCCUUUCUUCGAAGCUUUACUGAGCUUUCUUUUGUGGGUGUUUCCUUAUUUUUGUUUCUGCUCAUCCUUUCCUUUCCUUGGAUUUCUAUCUGGCAUAUUGAUUUUAGUGGGCUGCAAACACCUGAGUCAGCCACUACCACAGAGUAGUAGAUAAUUGUUCCCCUUUACAAUUCACGGAAUAACACUUGGCAACUGGAGCACCCUGGGAGUAGGAAAUACAUGGGUGUAUUUUUGCUGCUCAUCUAUGUUCUAAUGUUUAUCCCGUUCACUAAGAGAAACAAUUCUGAAAGAAGGAUUUAACAGGGGUGUGUUCACUGUCCUAAGACUGGAACUUGUUAUCUCCAUAGUUCAUAAGACCGGCAGCAUAUACUGAUACUGCUGUUCCAGACAAUAAUAGCUUGCCGUGUUCUCCUGAAGCACUGAGUAUCUGUCGCUCCCAAAGGUGUAUGAAAACACAGAGUAUAACCAAGACUUGCCUCAAAGAAACUGGUGUACAUGGUGGAUUCAAUGCUUCCUUUCUACAGUAGCUCACCUUCUGAAGUCCUUUGAGACUGCAGCUUGUCAGAUCUCCUAAAAGUAAAAGACCUGUGGAAGUCAGUACUAGUGGAUGCUCUCAGAAGAUAUCAGACGUAGUCAACAUAUACUGUACCGUGUACCUGCCUGAACUCGUCUGUACCCCGGUGUACACACCCUGCGUGCUCCUUCACCGCUCCAUUGCACGUUCCCCACCCAGACUCCUUGUCGUUACCAAAGUCGUUUGACCUCCCUUUCCCAGGGGACGAGAAAACUCGCAAAAACCAAAAGUGAAUCUCAUAUCCACAAAGCAGCACGUCUCCAUCGCGCUGCCCAGUAACAUAGGGCGCCGUUUCAGACUCCACUGCUGACAGUGUGGCUGGAUUCGGUGCAGAUUGGUGGGUAGUGACAGAGGGGUGAAUGUGAUGUAUCAGAAUGCGGUGCACAUUUUCCAAAUCGGAGGUACUGCCACCUCAUUCAGGAGACCAUUCCUAGAGUGUGUGCCUGAGUAUUGCUGGCUGACUGCUGGAAUUCCCUACUUUGGGAGAAGAGUGAGCUCCAAGCUGUGGAUGGAGUAAGAGGCUGGAACAGCAAAAUGGCUGCUUGGGCUGCUUGCUAAGUUCCAGGUUGUGAAGUCUACAUGCAUACCACACAGACACCACUUGACCUAGGCAGGGAAUCACCGCUGUGCUCUUCCCAGGGUACGCCACUGUCUUGAGAGGGGAGAUAAACCACUGUAUGUUCAUAGACGGCAGCCUAUCCUUAGGCCUUGAAAGAAUGGGUGAAGUGUGAGAAAGCAAGCUGGAGCAUGGUUCCCAGCGGUGUGUGGAGCCCUUGGUGUCAGUACGAGAGGACAGAGGCAAUGCAGUCAGUGAAUGCUGCCCCAGCCUAGAACUGUGCUCUAAAAAACCAAAACCCCCUCUUGUUUAUGGAAGAUGUGUGUUUCUCCACACCACAGCCAAGGAUGGCCGUGUGGCUUGUCAAGUGGUACCCAGGACUGAGUUUGUGCAGGGCUCUGAGGCUGCAAAGUCUUUAUACGUCCUUGGGGAAGAGUCAGGGCUGGCAUCGCCAGAAACUGAGAUCACCAGUGUCCUUUAUUGCUAGGUCCACGUGCUCAUGACCACAAUAAUGUAGCAAUGGGGUGGGAAACAGGAACAAGUACAGUGGGGCCUGUGCCUAAACUCAACGGCUGCAAAGCAUUGCGAGAAAUGCCAUUUGGAGUCACUGCACUGAGAAGGACGGAGAAGUUGAGGUGUGGAAGAGAUGAAAAUGGAGUCAUGUGUGUCUAUGGCUGUGCUGAGAGAGCUACCUGUACGUCCUUCUGACUGAAUGGUCUGCCUAAGAUGUGUUCCUCAGCCUGGAGUGACAGAAGAGUGAAUUUUGUGUAUCAGAAAGCAGCAUGUGUUUACACAAUUGGAAGUAGGGCUCGUUGAACCCAGAGGCCUCUCCUAGGCCUUCUGGAGAGACAUUCACUGCUUGCUGGAAUACCCUUGAUGUGGGACAAGUGAGUUCAGCUCCAAAAUAGGCCUCUACUCCAAACAGACACCUCUUUGUCAAAUGUGGCGAAUCACCCUUGUGCUCAAACAAAGUGUCUUCUGCUGUCUCUUAAAUGGAAAUGCAGUAUCAUUUCUUUAGAGAUUACAGCCUACUUGUAGGCCAGACAAGUAUGGGUGAAGUGCUAGAAACCUUGCUAGAGCACGGCAGGUUAGAGGACCAUCGUCAUCGUUAUGCCAGGACAUCUACUAGGGGAAGUUAAAUGCUUUGACGGUGACUCCCUUCAGGGCCUCUCUUACUCCCUGAAGGCUGACAGACUGUAGAUUAGAGUUUGGCCUUGAAAGCGAGUCACCUUACAGAGGAGAUGUGUUCCAGUCCUGCAUCACUUAUAGCCUGUGCAGGCCGUGGGAGUGGAGUGUCAGUUCCGCCCGUUCAGGGAGGCUGCAAACACUGAGGAAGCCCUUGAGCAUUCGCCUGUCCAUUUUCCCCAGGUGGUGUCCUUGGUGGAGCUAGUGAGAAGUAAAAGAAUGCUGCAGUGCUCCUGUUGAGGAAUUUAUCGUCUCUGAUGUUUGCAUAUGGAUUUUAGCACCGAGAGUGCAGAGGCCUCUUUGUUUCCGAAGAAAUUUAAAACAUGAAACGGUAGAGGCCGUGGUGAGAAGCCAGUGCCUGACCCGAAGAGCAUUUCCUCAGAUUUACAGGAAAUGGGGAAUCGAGGCAGGCUUUGGAGAGUACGUGUGCCUCUGUGAGAUAUACACGCCCAAAGGGAAUACAUAAUUCUUGCAGCACCUUCUCACGACACCACCUUCGGGGCAAAGGACAGAAACCGCAGCCCUGACUUACCGAAGCUGAUCCCAGAGAAUACGAGUGAUUGCUUCCCCGAGGAGACUUUCUGUGACAGCAGCGGCUGGCACACGGCAACGCCUCCCGGCUGCUACGCAGCAGCUCCUGGGUGAUGAGCUCCCCCGGGGAGAGCGCGGCCGGAGCACGGAGCUUUCCGCGGGGCCGUGGGCUGCGGCGGGCGAGCUGCAGUUGCGGCGCGGGGACUCCGGGUGCCGCUGUUGCCCGAUGCGGCUGCCGCAGCCGCAGCCGCCGCAGCCUCCCGCGGGGCGGCUGCUGGCUCGCACAGCGCCGGGCGGGCGGGCACCGGCACAGGCAGAAACAGCCGCUGAGAGGGCGAGCAGGACCGAGCGGCCGGCGCGAGAGGCGGCGAGCGGUCUAGCCCAGCCGUCCCGCCCGCGCUUCUCACCCCGCCAGAGGGUAUUUUGCGAGUACUAAGCGCAGGCGAGGUGCCGGACUCUCUGCGCAGAGAAAGGAGAGCACGAAGCAGGUUCGCGGGGAUCAGCAGCGGCCGAGGCGGCCCCGGCACCGCCGCCCCGCGCUGGGGUGCCCGCGUGUGCCGGACGGGCACGGAAUGCACGGAAGGGGCGGGAGGACGGAGCGCAGCGCGGACCGCUGAAGAUGGAAAGCCGGCACAGCGAAAGCCGCUGCGUCGGAGCCGCGGCAGUGCUGCUGUGCGCUUGGCUGCUCUGCUGGGGCUGCCGGGCGGCGCCGGAGCGGCUGCGCUACGCCAUUCCCGAGGAAACGGGCAGCGGCUCCGUGGUGGGGCCGCUGGCGCGAGACCUGGGGCUGAGCCCGGCAGAGCUGCCGGCACGCCAGCUGCGGAUCAGCUCGGAGAAGCACUACUUCGCCGUGAGCGCGGAGAACGGGCACCUGUACGUGAGCGAGCGGCUGGACCGGGAGGAGAUGUGCGGCGACUCUGCGUCCUGCUCCGUCAGUUUCGAGGCGGUGGUGCAGAACCCGCUCAACGUUUUCCACGUCGACGUGGCCAUCCAGGACAUCAACGACAACUCCCCGGUCUUCAGCAAGGCUGCUCUCGACCUGGAGAUCGCGGAAUGGCUCCUUCCUGGUGCGCGAUUUCCGCUGGAGAUGGCGCAAGAUCCGGAUGUGGGAAGCAACUCGCUGCUCAGCUACCAGCUCACGGAAAACCCGUCCUUCAGCCUGGCAGUGAAGGAGAGCCCGGAUGGAAGCAGGCAGCCCGAACUGGUGUUAGAAGCAGCUUUGGAUCGUGAGCAGCAGAGCUCCUUCCAGAUGGUGCUGACGGCGGUGGACGGUGGGGCUCCAGCGAGGUCUGGCACCGUGCAGAUUCGCAUCAACGUGACGGACGCCAAUGACAACGCGCCCGUGUUCAGCCGAAGCGCCUACGAGGCGCGAGUGCGGGAGAAUCUGCCGGCGGGGUCGCUGGUGCUGCAGGUCCGAGCCACGGAUGCGGAUGCGGGCUCCAACGGCCGAGUCUCCUACUCCUUCAGCAACGUGCCGCAGGCUGUGCGCGCUGUCUUCAGCGUAGACAGCGACAGCGGCGACAUCCGCAAUGAGGCGAUUCUGGAUUUCGAGGAGAGGAAUGAGUACACCUUCGGGGUGGAAGCGAGGGACGGCGGCGGGCUCAGCGGUCACUGCAAGGUCCGCGUCGAGAUCACAGACGAGAACGACAACGCGCCCGAGAUAACGACGUUGUCGGUGUGGAGCCCGGUGCCCGAGGACGCCCCGCCCGGCACCGUCGUGGCCCUCAUCAAGGUGCGAGACCGGGACUCUGGCGACAACGGGAAGGUGCGGUGCGAGCUGGACGGCGAGUCGCCGUUCGCCGUGGUGGCGUCGUCGGGCAGCUCGUACAAGGUGGUGACGGCGAGCUUGCUGGACAGGGAGCGGGCGGCCGAGCACAACGUGACGGUGGUCGCCAGCGACCGCGGCAGCCCGGCGCUGUCCAGCCGCAGCGCGCUGGCGCUGGCCGUGUCGGACGUGAACGACAACGCGCCCGUGUUCGAGGAAGCCGCCUACAGCGCCUACGUGGCGGAGAACAACGCGGCGGGCGCGGCGGUGCUGCGCGUGCGCGCGCGGGACGCGGACGCGGGCGCCAACGGGCGCGUGAGCUACUGGCUGGUGGGCGGCAGCGCGGGCGAGGCGGCGGCGUCCUACGUGUCGGUGGAGGCGCGGAGCGGCGCGCUGUACGCGCAGCGCUCCUUCGACUACGAGCAGUGCCGCGAGUUCGCCGUGGAGGUGAGGGCGCAGGACGGCGGGUCGCCGGCGCGGAGCUCGACGGCGACGGUGCGCGUCUUCGUGGUGGACCGCAACGACAACGCGCCGCAGGUGCUGUGGCCGGCGGCGUCGGCGUCGAGCCCCGGCGCGGGCCCGUUCGAGGUGGUGCCGCGGUCGGCCGAGGCCGGCUACCUGGUGGCCAAGGUGGUGGCGGUGGACGCGGACUCGGGGCGCAACGCCUGGCUGUCGUACGAGCUGGUGCAGGCGACGGAGCCGGCGCUGUUCCGGCUGGGGCUGCACAGCGGCGAGGUGCGCACGGCGCGCGCCGUGUCGGAGCGGGACGCGGCGAGGCAGCGGCUGGUGGUGGUGGUGAAGGACCACGGGCAGCCGGCGCUGUCGGCCACGGCCACGCUGCACGUGGUGCUGGCCGAGAGCUUGCAGGAGGCGCUGCCGGCGCUGAGCGAGCGGGCGGCGGGCGCCGAGGCGCCGGCGGAUUUGCAGUUCUACCUGGUGCUGGCGCUGGCGCUGCUCUCCGCCUUGUUCGUGCUGAGCGUGGCGCUGGCCGUGGCGGCGCGGGUGCGCCGCGCCGGGCCGCCCGCCGUCCUGCGCUGCCUGGGCGCCGAGCGCUUCUCCGUGGCCGGCCCCGCCUUCCCGGCCGACUUCUGCGAGGGCACCUUGCCCUACUCCUACAACCUCUGCGUGGCCCCGGGCCGCGCCGUCGCCGAGUGCGCUUUGCUGCCGGCCCCGCUGCCCGCCCGCGCCGUCGAGGAUCUUCUCAGCGGGGAGCCGCCCGCGAUGCUGACGCCGAGCAGCAGCCGUGCCCCGGCAGAGCCGCCGUCCGACGCCGACGCAGUGCAGCAAGCUCAGCCUAACACAGAUUGGCGUUUCUCUCAGACCCAGAGACCUGGAACUAGUGGAAGCUGCUGACGGGAACUCGACUCUGGGUGGAGGAACGGGCACCAUGGGCUUGAGCGCCAGGUACGGCCCCCAGUUCACCCUGCA